Cladophialophora yegresii CBS 114405 is the source of this 2655-nucleotide messenger RNA. RefSeq lists its product as uncharacterized. The record is from RefSeq and is a predicted model, not a curated record. The transcript has a single exon. The coding region runs from base 1 to 2655 and encodes 884 amino acids. NCBI's taxonomy places the organism in Eukaryota, Fungi, Ascomycota, Eurotiomycetes, Chaetothyriales, Herpotrichiellaceae. Gene Ontology annotation, cellular component: nucleus; Slx1-Slx4 complex. Gene Ontology annotation, biological process: DNA replication; DNA repair. Gene Ontology annotation, molecular function: 5'-flap endonuclease activity.
AUGCCUUCUGCGGCGGUGGUCAUCAUUUCUUCCUCGCCGCCCCCAGCGUUCGCACCGUCUCCGACGCCUGCUGAAUCUCCGUCACCCUCGAAAUCACCCAGUACCCCUGUCAGAGACGGAGCCAAACGAUUCAAAAAGUCAAGCCAGACAAGACAUGGGUUCUCGCCUGGCUUUAGCAGUGCGCAUGCCCUUUUGGCUCGACCGGGGGCAGAAAAUAUUCCCUUGCAGUCUCCCUGCAGAUCAAAAUUCAGGCUGCAAGCAUCAGAACAAGCCCGAGACGGAUUUGGAAAUCGGACCACGACGGCGCAAUAUGUGAGAAAGAGGACAGAUUCUCAAACCGAGCAGCUCUCGAACCAUUUCAAACCCUCCAAGUCGUGUGCUUCCUUGGCGGCAACGAGUGCGGAAGUCGCGCAGGAGGAAGAUCAACUUGGCUAUAAAGACGGCUGUGGGGCUCUAAUAUCGGCUGGAAACAACAAAGGAUCCGUCAUUGGUAGACAUUCAAGCCCACGGCCGAUGGAGAAGGCCGUGCCACGAAGAUUGGACUGGACUCCUGUCAAAUCAGAUGAGUACACAUGGGAGACUCCGGAGUCGGAACAACAAGAAAAUAGACUGUCAAAUACUCUUCUGGAUGCUUACGCCUAUUCUGCGUCCGCUACCAGUGGACCUCAGGUGGCAACUAAGAAAGUCAAUGGAAACGGCGACCAGUCCAAGAGAAAACGGAUUGACCUUGUAAUGACCACUUCAACGACACCGUCAUCGUCUGUCUCGCAGUUGCGCACCGGCAAAGAGGCAAAGGCCGGUAGUAGGGGCAAAGGGAGAGCACCUUCCAAGAAGGCUCUGACGAUCACGGCUUUGGCUACUUCUGCUUAUUGUGACGGCCAAAGUAAAGAGGGCAAGCUACAGCCGAUGAUGGAGUACCUGGCAUCAACUCAAGCGGCUAUCGGCAACGAUUGUGAGUCGGGGAUCGACGUGAGCCUGAAGAAAUUCUCUAAGCCUAAGGCUUCGUCCAAGAAAGCGGGUUCAUCAAAGAAACCACCGGUGAAGAGUCGAUUAGUCUCUCCUACAUCUGCGAUGAAGAUGACCCUUGAGCAACCGUUCUUGUUCGGUCCAGCCAGUCAACUGGCACGAGACGAAUCCCCUACACUGAUGCGUGACACCAUGGCCGCGCUUCAGCAAUCCGAAGAGAUCCUAUCUGAUCCUUUCUCUCCGCAACGGACCCAGCCGUUCUCGAUUGAAUCAACUUCACCUAGAGUCGUGCGUGGGACGAAUCGCCUGGUCAGGCGAAGAAACCUGUGGAGUGCGGCCGGCCGAGACGCAGACAAUGCUCUGUUGCAGGUUGAGACGGUGGACAUGACCGACUCUCCCGCCGUACGCCAGGCUCUUGCUGGCAAGGAUGCUCUUAUGCAGCCUGACGGCCCUCACCACCACCAUAUAGGACACGCGGACGAUGGGAACACUCGUUCAUCAGUCGUUCGAACUCCUUGUACCAGGAGCGUAGGACCGGUGAUUGACAUCUACGAGAUCGAGACCCCUGGUCUUCGUGGACCCGUUGUACAUUCCACGAACCCUCCCGUGAGAGGGAUGCAUACUUUACGGACUGUGAAGGGACAACACGACGACAGUUGCGCCGAGGCCCAGCCUGGCGGAGCACAUCCCAAACCAGUGGACGCCUCUCCGAGACCAAAGGCGGUCAUGCCAUCUUACGACGGGUGGUCCGACCCUGAGCUUAAGAAACAAGUGGCUGCCUAUGGUUUCAAGUCCAUCAGAAAACGCGAGAAGAUGAUUGAACUUCUUGAACGAUGCUGGAAGUCCAAGCAUGGUGUUGUGCAGGAUAGCGACGGGCCGGACAAUCCGGCCGAUACGUUGAGUCAUGGUGACUUUCUGAGUAAAGUCCAUGAUGUCUCUGUGAGGCCUACCCCUAAAGUCAAGAAACCCAGGGCCAAACGAAAAUCAGACAGCGGUGACCCAACGGCUCCGAAAGAGCCCAAGAAGAGGAAAAAAGCAGCAUCCAAGACAGAGGAGGGUUCGAAGAAAGAACAAGCCCCUCGACAGCGUAAGAAGAAAACCAAAGUGCUUUCCGAUGAGAAGAUUAUUGAUGUGGACGACAUCGGCGAGACCAAUACCAAGCAAGCAGCGGAGAAGCACGAGGAUCUGGCAGCAGCAUCAAACCAACCGGAGGAGAUCAGAGUCAAGGUCGGGCAAGUCAUGACUAGCGUUCCCACACCACCUCCUACGUUACCGAAGCCCGAAAUUACAAUAUCAACCCAUGGAGUCGAGGAUGCCCAGCCCUCUGCGCAUUCCGCUUCGAAUAUGGACGGCGCUGAGGUGCCGCCCGCUGUCCUCACACCCAAGCAAACACAGCCGACAGAUGUCAUGGUACAGAUACAUGCUGCUAUCCAUCAUCAUCCAGCUACGGGAUCCCGAAGCUCAGGCUCGCGCAAUCAUCAAACGUCACCCACCUGGCGGGAGAAGAUUCUCAUGUACGAUCCAAUCGUCCUCGAGGAGCUUACUGUCUGGCUCAACACAGAGGGCUUCAAAGCCAUUGGCGAAGAUGGGGAGGUGAGCCUGGUGGAAGUCAGGAACUGGUGCGAACAAAAUGGUGUUUGCUGCCUUGGUGGUUGGAGAGGACGCGGAAAGCACGGUGAAGGAGAAUGA